CCCUCGCGGGAGCCCCGGCGGCUCCUUCCCCGCCCGCCCCCGCCGCCUCUCUAGGCCUCGCCGUCCCUCGGGCCGCCCCUUGGGAACGGAGGAUGAUGAAGCUCAAGUCCAACCAGACGCGCACCUACGACGGGGACGGCUACAAGAAGCGGGCGGCCUGUCUGUGCUUCCGCAGCGAGAGCGAGGAGGAGGUGCUGCUGGUUAGCAGUAGUCGUCAUCCUGAUCGAUGGAUUGUCCCUGGGGGUGGCAUGGAGCCCGAGGAGGAGCCCAGCGUGGCUGCAGUGCGAGAAGUCUGCGAAGAGGCUGGAGUGAAAGGGACAUUAGGAAGAUUGGUGGGAAUUUUUGAGAAUCGGGACAGGAAACACAGGACAUAUGUUUACGUACUUAUUGUCACAGAAGUGUUGGAAGACUGGGAGGACUCUGUCAAUAUUGGAAGGAAAAGGGAAUGGUUUAAGAUAGAAGAUGCCAUCAAAGUUCUGCAGUAUCACAAACCAGUGCAAGCCUCAUAUUUUGAAACCUUGAGGCAAGGCUGCUUGGCAAACAACGGCACUCCAGUCAUGACCACGACAUACUCUGAGGGCUCUGUGUCUGACAUCAGAUGACUGAGGACGUCCCUGUGUGAGAGAUUUUGAAAAACAGACUGAAAUAUGGAUUUCCCCCCCCCCCCCUUUUUCACAUGCCUCCUCUAUCAAAUAAGGCAUGGGCAGCAGCCUGUGGCAGAGCAAGUGUUAAGAGUGCUGCAAUUUAGUGCAAGGUGGGAUUUUUUUUUGUUGUUGUUGGCUUUUUUUUUGUUGUUGUUUUUUGCUUUUUUGGAUAUGUAUUUUGUAAAAUACAUUUUGUGCAUGAAGUGCCCCUUUCCCGUUACACCGCUUCCAUUGCCUGGCGAGUGAGGCUGCCAGUUUUGCCUCUGCCUUGUGUUCUGAAGUGUCCCAUUUGUGUCAUCCCAGCCAUAGCCACUUUUUUUUUUUUUAAUUAAAAGACUUCAAAUGUGAGAUCAGCUCUUUAAGUCUUAGUCUGUACUGUAAGGUGCUGUUUGGACCUGCGUGGCGGUCACUUUCAGCACAUGUACAUAAACAACAUUUUUUUUUUUUAGAUGGAGAAUCUAACAUUUUAAUUUUUUUUUUUAAUCCUGGUCUGCUUCUGAAAAGAAGGGUUCAUAAUUAAUCUGUUUGCCUUUUGUUUUGUUUUUUCUCUAAAAAUACAUGUUCUGUGACAGUGCUAGUGGCUGGGCCAGUUUACUCCCCAUUCAGCAACUCCCCAUUUGGUGCAGUGACUCUUGAAGUUGAGGGCAGAGUUUUGAUCACCUGCAGACAUCCCUGCUGCUCAGUUGCUUCUCCUGCAGCUUCUGCCGCCGUUUCUGCUUUCACAUCAAAAUGAAACAAAAAGAGUUGGUCUUUUAAGGCUUGGCCAAAAGUGAAUAGCCUCAGAAACGCUACGGUAGGAAACAAAUGUCACUGUCUGUGGUAGGAAGCAGGGAUUCAGAGGGGGUUCAAAGUCUGACAAACUGGAGUGUCAAUCACCAAUGCUGUUCUGCUGAUCCUGCUGCAUUCUGCUGAUGUCUCUUCUUGUCCACAUGCCUUAUACCGUGCUGAACUGGAUAUCCUAAUUUGUGCUAAAGCAUCGGAUUGUACUUACUGAGUGUUGCUGCGCCAACCCUUGGCUGGAUAACCAUGUAUAUCUUUGAGAAGAAGCCCGGGGGAAAAAUUGAGGUGUCCAAUCUCUUGUCCUGUGGUUCUGCAGCACUCGCAGUUGCACCAUGGAGCACAUUCAGAAUGUUUAAGCUCUCCCUCCAUGAAAGGUACAGCUGACUCCCGAGCAGAAUUGCUAGUUGGAGAAGUACACCGUUGAUAGGAUAGCUUCCUUGAUGCAUUGGCACACUUCACUUUUUUUUUUUCGUUGUUCUGUUUUUAUUGAUGUAAGUUUCAUGCUGUCUUGAUUUGCCAACAGUGUUGUCUAGUUGGGAAAUAAAAUGGGAAGGGUUGGGGCUGGGGGUGGGUUGGGACAGGUACAACUUUUGGGAGGGGCAUUAAUUAAUCCCUGGCUUGGGACAAGAAGCAGUUGCUGAAAUCAGUAACUUCUCUUUUGUCAGAACAUAGCCAAGAUGUGAAAUUAAAUCUGCAGUACUCUUUUUUUUUUUUUUUUUCCUCUUUAUUU
Molecule: messenger RNA, 2154 nt
Organism: Phasianus colchicus (ring-necked pheasant)
Lineage: Eukaryota; Metazoa; Chordata; Aves; Galliformes; Phasianidae
Gene: NUDT3
Product: nudix hydrolase 3
Biological process (GO): adenosine 5'-(hexahydrogen pentaphosphate) catabolic process; diadenosine hexaphosphate catabolic process; diphosphoinositol polyphosphate metabolic process
Cellular component (GO): nucleus; cytoplasm
Molecular function (GO): diphosphoinositol-polyphosphate diphosphatase activity; bis(5'-adenosyl)-pentaphosphatase activity; endopolyphosphatase activity
Source: RefSeq, a predicted model, not a curated record